AUGUCGCGAAGUGUUGAUGAUUUGGGCCUUCAACAACCUUCUAUACCAACCGGAAGAUUGGAUGGUGUUAUUGGUUUAAUAGAUAUAUACAACAAUUCUACCGCUGAAGUGAGAUAUUUAUUGGCAAACGAAUGCAGUAUUGUUCUCGAAUGUCGUUGUUGCGGCAAUUUUUUUCGUGAUUAUUUGGACUAUGUGACGCAUAAACGUUUCUAUUGUCGUAUGUCAUGUUCAACUGCUGCAUCGGCCUUCUGUACUGCUGCCCUAGAGUUUGCCGAAAAAGCACUUGCAGAACUUCGAGACGGCGACCAAAGUAAAAAGGAAAGAACAUUACAGCAGCAAAACAGAGGAGAGGCAGGAACAUCGUCUGGCACAAAAACCGAAUCACAGCCUCUAAAACGCACCAAAACUAAUUUCAAACGUACGAAUUUUAGCCAUGUCGUCAAACACUCAAAACAGUGUUCAUUACCGCUGUCGAACACGGAAAUCAUGGAAUCAAUCCCUCAUGCAUUGGUAACAGUGGAUACGGUACCAGCAGAUCGUGUUGCGGUUGUUAUUCCCCAGGACAAUUCAAGUCGAUAUCGAGAAAUGAAUUUGCGAAAUCGUAAAGGUGAUAGCGCAAAGAAUGGUGUCGCUCGGAAAGUCGGAACGGAAGAACUUAAAAUCUUGGAACGUAUGGGCAAAUAUCAAGCAAUGAUGGUUGAUUUGAGCUUGCUUACUUGCUCACACAGUGACUGCAAGGAAAAACAACCGUUUUCAUCACUCUUCACGUUUGCAUAUCAUCUUACUGUAAAACAUAAUCGCCGUGCUACAUCGAACAAGCGAAUCCCAUGUUAUCUGUGUGAUUUUGAAUCUCAGACUUACACUGCACUGAUCGAUCAUCUGAAAAGUGCGCACGAACACUAUUAUCAAGAACACGUUACAGCACGUUUGACAUCAGAAGAACUUAAACGAGGCCGAAAGGGAAAGCAGGCAAAGAUAGUACUAAUGCGGGGACGAAGCUUGAGUCCAUUAUCCGAUGAUUUUCUUGAGACGGAAGAGUCGUCUGAUGGAUCGGAAGAGAUUGGGUAUGACUCAGCUCCUGUACUAGAACUGAUGGCAAAUAUGGAGGCUGAAAAUAUUGAAUUGGCAGUAAAGGAUCGUGUGGAUUACAUCAUUGCGGUUGUGUGUGGUGAUGUCGAAAAGGCUCCAUUGUUGGAGGACAGCAAAUAUGAGUUAAAUGCACAAGAUUUAUCUAAUGAAUCUUCUUCGAGGUUGCAAGUACGAUCGAAAGAGCGUCCACAUCUUAGUUACGGAAAGACGGAGCAGUUUGCAAAAUUGGAUCCGUCAGUUUCGAAAAAGAAAAAGGAUGUGCCUUCGAUUCGCCUUCGCACAGCGCGUAAACGAAUGGUGGAAAAUAUAUCGACUGGUCAAGUAUCUGGUUUCUGCAAGACUUCGGAAGGAAAUGACGAUAACAAGAAGCACGAGACUGAACAGCCGAAGAAACGUGGUAGAGAAAGUAAACCGAAACCAAAAGCUGGGCACACACCGAAGAAAGAUGAUGUGAGUGGAAAUAGUGACGAAGCUGAAGAUAGUCGUAAACGACGCCCUUCACGUCAUCGUCGUAAACCAAAUUGGAUUGAUGAAAACUAUGUUACCGGUUUUAAAAACAAACGCAUUCAUCGAGAUGACGAUGAUAUAGAUUUGGAAUAUGCACAGCCAAGGAAUCAAAGUCGAUCGCCAUCAGGGACCCAACCAAAAUGUGUUAAAAGUGCGAAUAGUCGACGCUCAACACCUACUGAACCUUCUAGUGCCAUUCCUGGUAUUCAGUCGGAGGCAAGCAGCGAAGAAACAUCGAACUCUUCGACUCCUGCGCCAAAUGAAAACGCAUACAGCGUUGCGAGCAAUAGCCACGAAUUGAACGAUGGUGCAGUACAAUCGCCGCUUCCCUUAUCUUCAACUGGUGCGGAAUGUGCCAAAGAUAUAAUGACCAAAAAAACUUGUCGUUUACAGUAUACUCCACGAGCUCGAAGGAUGAAAUAUGGAGAUGAUUUGUUGUCUGAUGGAAAAGAAAUGGCCUCGAAAGAUACAAGGGGACAGACAACAAGUGCCAGCACAAACGUAACAUCAGUUGAUGGGCGUCCUGCGUCGCAGUCUCGUCGCAAGCAAGAUCUUUCAACAAUCCGAGAAAAUAAUGAUGAAGUUAUGAUUGUACGCUAUUCAAAUGGUGAAGCAUCUCUUCCAAAGGAUCUCUCAGAAAUUCCUGUCUACCUUACUGAAACACAGCGUGAUCUUUUUUUCUCGUUCAUCCGUCCUGCUUCACCUUCAAAUGAUGGCGCAUCAAAUACUCAUAAUCGCAUACAAUGUGGUGACAUUAUUGCGAGCAUAUCAGAGUGCGAAGCAACCACUAAAUACAUUUCAAAAGCGCGAUGA
Brugia malayi is the source of this 2409-nucleotide messenger RNA. Its product is annotated as Zinc finger, C2H2 type family protein. The record is from RefSeq and is a predicted model, not a curated record. The transcript is spliced from 18 exons. NCBI's taxonomy places the organism in Eukaryota, Metazoa, Nematoda, Chromadorea, Rhabditida, Onchocercidae. Bases 1 to 2409 code for a protein of 802 amino acids.